Messenger RNA from Theobroma cacao (cacao), 2725 nucleotides. RefSeq names its product U-box domain-containing protein 5-like. NCBI's taxonomy places the organism in Eukaryota, Viridiplantae, Streptophyta, Magnoliopsida, Malvales, Malvaceae. Gene Ontology annotation, biological process: protein ubiquitination. The record is from RefSeq and is a predicted model, not a curated record. Gene Ontology annotation, molecular function: ubiquitin-protein transferase activity.
UUCGUUUUUUAACCUUCUUUCCCAUGUUGGAAGAAGUCAACGUGCUGAGAGUACCAUUGUAGCGGGCCUUAAAGCAGUCAAAAGGAACUUCUUGACGUUAAGAAGCUGAUAGUUUUGCAAUUUAUUCUCUGUUCAUUCUGGUGUUUCUAUAUUGGGUCUUCUGUGGAGCUCACGCUGAGUUUUUGCCAGUAGAGUAACUGGAGUGAGGAUACUUUUACAAAAUGGAAUUUCGUGCUGCUGAGAGUGUUGAGCUUCCAUAUUACAGUGCCAUUAAGGUGCAUCGCUUAAUGUGCUUGGAGCUCAAGAAAAUCAUUAAUAGCAUUUCGCACAUGUUUUCUGAUCUUGAGUCUGCUCGGCCAUGCACAUCAGGAAUGCAGGCAUUAUGCUUAUUACAAUCGGCAGUGGAUAAAGCCAAGUUACUAAUCCAGCACUGUUCUGAAUCCAGCAAACUCUACUUGGCAAUUACAGCUAAAGCGAUACUCUUGAGGUGUGAUAAAAUUCGGAAAACUUUGGCGAUUUCUAUGAAUCAAGUUCAAGAUAUGGUUCCACCAUUGUUGGCUGAAAAGAUAUCUAGAAUUAUAGAUGAACUUAGGAGUGCAAGUUUUCCUGUAGAACCUUCGGAAUAUGAGGCUGGUGCAGUCAUACUUGAACUGCUUCAACAGGACACAUCUGCAUCAGGCUCCAAACUCCAAUCAGAAAUUGAGGCUCUUCAACUUGCAGCUUUGAGGCUGAACAUUUUAUCUCCUUUUGCUCGUUUGAUAGAGGAAAGAUCUAUCAAGAUACUACUUGGAAAAGUCCAUGAUAGGGAGACAAUGAAGUGGAAAAUCUUGAAUUAUCUUUUAUAUCUUCUGAAAAAACAUGGAAAGUUAAUUUGGCAACUCCAAUCUAAAAUCACCAGUCCUCCUGAGGAAGACAACUAUUCUUCAUCCAUGGAGCAGAAGCAAGGAGUGGGAAAAGAAGAAGAUGAGACUCCACCUAAUGACUUCUUCAUUCCUAAACCUCCUGAGGAAUUCCAAUGCCCUCUUUCUAUGAGACUGCUUUAUGAUCCUGUAAUUAUUGCUUCUGGCCAAACAUUUGAACGAGUAUGGAUAGAGAAGAGGUUUAAUGAGGGCAAUCAGAUAUGCCCUGUGACGAAGACAAGGUUGGAGCAGUUGUCCAUCACUCCAAAUUUAGCAAUGAAAGGCCUCAUUUCAAAGUGGUGCUUGAGGCAUGGAAUCAAUAUUCCUGAACAUGCAAAACCAAUCCCUUCACUGCCUUCCUCAUGGGAAACUUCUUCCAGGUCCAUUGCUAGCUUUGGCAGUUCAGUGCUUGGGUUGCAACUUCAAAUAGGAAAUGUCUCAAUUGGCUCGAUGAGUACUGGUUCUACUUUGGAUUCGUCUGACAGGACACGCAAUGAUGAGGUUGCUGCAGAUUCUCACUGUCAAAGAUGUCAUCUCUCUUCUAUGACUUCAAGUAGUCAUGACAUCAAUGCAGCCUUUCUUUCUGAACUCGAUAAAUAUUCCUGGAAAUCUAAAUGCAAGGCUGUUGAAAAGGUUAAAGGCCUUCUAGAAGACAAUGAUAAGGCCAGGCGUUUGACAUUUUCAGGUAGUCAUGUCAAUCCUGUGAUUACAUUUUUGAAGGAUGCAAACGAAAUGUGUGAUAUAGAAAUGCAAAAAGAUGGAGCAGAGGUGCUUUUAGCAAUUUUGAGCAGUAACAGAAUCGAAUUACCUCCCUGUCAUGAAGAUGUUAUCUAUUUGUUGGCAUCAUUGUUGGAUUCUGAACCGGCUCGAGAGUCCCUUGCAAUAAUGGAAGUCUUAUCCUGGCAACAGUACUAUAAGUCCAGAAUUGUGGCAUCUGGCGUAUUGCCUUCCAUCCUAAAAGUCCUUGACACUACAGCCACAGAAUGUUACACACUUGCAAUGAAGAUCCUACGUAAUUUAUCAGAUUGCAGUGAUGUUGGUUACCAUAUUGCAUAUUUGGGUUAUAUCCCCAAGCUGGUUUCUUUUCUUGAGGACUCGAAUGUUGCAGGCUAUUGCAUUGAGAUCAUAAACAAUAUAUGCAAUAUCGACCAGGUUAGAUUUGAAGUUACUGAAGCCAAUUUAUUUACUUCAAUAGCCAGACUCUUGGAAGACGGUAAGAAGGAGGAACAGGAACUUGCUGUCGAUGUCCUUCUGUCUCUAUGCUAUGAGGAUACAAGGUAUUGUCAAAUGAUAAUGACAGGAAGCAUAAUUCAAUCCUUGUUCAGCAUACAUCGCAAUGGCAGUUCCAGAGCAGAGGAUAACGCAUUUCACCUGAUCGAACUCGUGGAACAUAUGACGAGAAGUGAUGCGUCUCAAUGUUCAAUUCCUAGCUUCAUCCUGAGUCAAGAGAACUCACACAUCUCCAGCAGCAAUGAAGGUAAAACAUCAUCUUCCAAGGCUUUUGGAUUUCUCAUAAAGAAGGUAUCAAGGUUUUUACGUGGCAAGUGGUGAGUUUCCCCUUUUGAAUGGCUUUCCUAAUUCAGAACCCAGGAUGCUAGCCCAACCCAUUAACUGUAGGAAUCGGGGAUUAGCCAGGAAAUUUUGUUUGCUCCAUUUUGAUCUUUAUAGUAAUAGCGCUGUAGUUUCUCAUAUUCCCAUGCUUUCUUUUGUAUAGAAUGCUUUUUUUUCUUCUGUUUCAUAUAUGUAAUUUAAUGUGUGAAAUUUGUAUUGUUAUAGUUUUAACAUUAUUUUAGAUUACUUUAUAUUUACACUCUAAUAUUUAGGUC